CUAGUUCUCCAAAGCACUCGGUCUUCACCCACAAACACCAGCGCUUAACGUAAACCAAAACGUAACGUCUUUCUUUCGUAAGCGGUUUUUUUUUUUUUUUAAGUGGAGUGACUCGGAUAGUUGAUCUAAAAACAGUGGGCGAGAAAGAUAUGGCAAACAACGAGUCGCUGGUCGCAUUGAAUGGGACUCAGAUUUCAUACAUUGGGCACGACUGUAAGGAAAUUCCAGAGUUCCUUGGAGAGACCUAUGGCCAGUUUGCACGAAGGCUGGAUCUGAGUUUUAAUCAGCUCAGGUCACUGGCAGGCCUCAAAAUGUUCACUGAGCUGGAAGAGCUGAUCGUCGACAACAAUCUGCUUGGAAAUGACCUCCAGUUGCCCAGGUUACCCAACCUCCACACCCUGACGCUCAACAAGAACCACCUGACUGAUAUCGAGGCCUUGCUGGAACACUUGGCUGAUGUGACCCCAUCACUCGAGUACCUAAGCCUGCUGGGAAAUGAGGCCUGUCCUAACCAGCUGGUCAGCCCGGAUAAGGACGAGGACGACUACCAGCGAUACAGGUACUUUGUUCUGUACAAGUUGCCACAGCUGAAGUUUCUGGACACCAGGAAAGUAACCAAAAGAGAAGUGAUGGAGGCGCAGGAAAGGGGCGCAUUCAUGAAAGUGGUCAAGCCUAAGCCGGAAGCUUCACUUAAUGAGGCUGGAUCAGAGAGCCACCCACUGCCCUAUUCGCCUCUACCUCGAGGAUCCAGAGAUCCCAUGACCCACAAAGGAGUAUUCGCCAAGUGUCGCUACAUCUACUAUGGCAAGCACUCAGAGGGCAACAGAUUCAUCAGAAACGAUCAGCUCUGAUGGACAGCCGCUCAACCGUAGACUAAGAGACGGACAUGGAAGACAGCAGAUGCUAACAUAAGGACGGGAGGAUCAAGUCAGUCUUAUUUAUUGAAUCCAGUGGUGAUAUUUGGUUCACCUGAUCACCUGAUGUGGAAAAGAAAAGAUUUAAAUUCCUGGAAAAUGUGUUCCUAUAUAAGAGGAAGGUUUCCUUUUUUAAAAAAAAUUUCUUGUGUUUUUAAAGAUCAGAUUGCAGCCCCAUGGUUAGAGCCUCUUUUGCUCCUGCUUCCCUGCAUGCAGCUCAGCCGGAGAUGACACUCUGAAUGACAUGAUUGCCUCUAAGCAUUUGCAACUGCAAAACUCGAGACUCACAACACAAACACAAGAGCUCAACUCUCUCUCUCUCUCUCUCUCUCACACUCAAACUCACACAGACACACACACAGUCAGUGACAAACAUACCCAGCCAAUUGCGUCCUCUUCCUUGACAGCCAUGAUGGAUCACUUGUCCACCACCACCACUAAUCAAGGGUGAAGAGGUUAUGGUCACACACCUGGGGCCUGACACGGACUCAUCUCUUUCAUCGUGUGUAUCAUUCGCCCACACACACUCACAUCUUCUUUAAAACAUUAAGACAAGGCUUUGACAGAACAGCGUUUCUACAGCUUCAUUAAACAUUGCUGUGAUUUUCAGUCGACACCCGAGGCAUGAUCAGUGUGUCUUGUUUAGUUUGAGGCAGAAUUCUUUUUUUUUUUUUUUUUUUGGUGGGGUUUUUUGUGCUCAUGUGAUUUUUAUUUGGUUAUUUUUAUCUUUUGGAUCUUUUGGUGUCUAAAACAGAGAAAAUCUCUUCUUGAAAGUCAAAAAUCUGAUAACUGAGAAGAUUUGGUGAGUUUCUUCUACAGUGUGCACAUUUUUGUUUGUUUGAAACAAAAGAAGCCGAACGAAAUGCAGCUUAAACAUAAAAAUAAAACAUUCCAGCACCAGCUUUAAUGAAGAAUAGGAUUGCUCUUUCCAGGUUCAUGUCUGAAAUGUUGCUCUCUUUUAUUGCUUUACAAUUUUCAGAAUAUUCAAGCUAAUGUAAUAACCAGUGUUGCUGCAUGAGAAAUGUUUACAUUUUGUUAUUCUCUUUAUAAUUAUUGUGGCUUACCAUUGUGGUAUUGAUCCAUUUAAUGCCCUCUCACAGCAGCAGGUCAAAUUUCUGAGGCAACAAAUUGAAAUUUUAAUGUAAAUGAUGUGAUAAAUCUGAUCUGAUAUGAAAUUGUAUUAGCAGGAUUUAA
Pelmatolapia mariae (spotted tilapia) is the source of this 2108-nucleotide messenger RNA. It is a transcript of the gene lrmda, whose product is annotated as leucine rich melanocyte differentiation associated. Gene Ontology annotation, molecular function: protein binding. The transcript is spliced from 7 exons. The record is from RefSeq and is a predicted model, not a curated record. Gene Ontology annotation, biological process: melanocyte differentiation. NCBI's taxonomy places the organism in Eukaryota, Metazoa, Chordata, Actinopteri, Cichliformes, Cichlidae. Bases 150 to 851 code for a protein of 233 amino acids.